GUGACUCCAUUUAUGCGGUAUUUCCAAGCGGGAAGCAGCAGGCAGGUCAGCAAGAUUAAUACAGUGGUCGGCUAGACAGCAGUCUCUCCGAUUAUAGACUUCGCUGGUAGGGGAUCUACUAAAAGAGGGAUAUGCCUCGAGAAAUCAUAACACUUCAACUUGGCCAAUGUGGAAACCAAAUUGGUUUUGAGUUUUGGAAACAACUCUGUGCAGAGCAUGGCAUCAGUCCGGAGGGGAUUGUGGAGGAGUUCGCCACAGAGGGCACUGACAGGAAGGAUGUCUUCUUCUAUCAGGCAGACGAUGAACACUACAUCCCCCGUGCUGUUUUGUUGGAUCUGGAGCCCAGGGUGAUCCACUCCAUCCUCAACUCCCCCUACGCCAACCUGUACAACCCAGAGAACAUCUACCUGUCGGAGCACGGAGGAGGUGCAGGGAACAACUGGGCCAGCGGCUUCUCGCAGGGUGAGAAAAUCCAUGAGGAGAUCUUCGACAUCAUCGACAGAGAGGCGGACGGCAGCGACAGCUUGGAGGGUUUUGUCCUUUGUCACUCCAUCGCUGGGGGAACCGGGUCCGGGCUGGGAUCCUACCUGCUGGAGAGGCUCAAUGACAGGUACCCUAAGAAGCUGGUGCAGACCUACUCUGUGUUCCCUAACCAGGACGAGAUGAGCGACGUGGUGGUGCAGCCMUACAACUCACUGCUCACACUCAAGAGGCUCACCCAGAACGCAGACUGUGUGGUGGUACUGGACAACACUGCUCUGAACCGUAUCGCCACCGAUAGGCUGCACAUCCAGAACCCCUCCUUCUCCCAGAUCAACCAGCUGGUUUCCACCAUUAUGUCAGCCAGCACAACCACCCUGCGUUACCCUGGAUACAUGAACAACGACCUGAUUGGUCUGAUCGCCUCUCUCAUCCCCACGCCCCGCCUUCACUUCCUGAUGACUGGCUACACACCGCUCACCACUGACCAAUCGGUAAGUAGUUCUCAGUGA
Salvelinus sp. IW2-2015 is the source of this 992-nucleotide messenger RNA. NCBI's taxonomy places the organism in Eukaryota, Metazoa, Chordata, Actinopteri, Salmoniformes, Salmonidae. The record is from RefSeq and is a predicted model, not a curated record.